AUGGAGACUAGCACGUCUGCGGCGAGCGUCUUCAACCUCUACCAGGAAGGACUAGCACCCGUCCAAGUAUUGCAGCUGUGCUUCUUGCGCAGGCGUGCACCGCGGCGGCUACGUCUCGAGCGCACGCGCAUCGAAGACGAUUUUUUGCUGCCACGACCGAAGCUACAGAUUGCGAGUCUGCUGCCACCCGCUGCGCGUGAUAGCGCGAAGUGGCACUUCCUGCAACCUCGACAAGCUGCAGCUGAAGCUGUCUGUCGAUGGUCCACAUUGGCCGAGAGCGAUUGGCGCUAUAUUCAUAGAAGUCUGCAGCAGCACACGAAGCAACAGCACGACCAAGACGCUGAGACGGUAGGGCUAGCUGCAAUGGCUGAGGUGCCAGAAAUCACCGACAUCUGUUGGACACUGGAACAGUGCUCCAGUGACGCGUUCGUUCGCUUCAUAUGGGAUCAUCUACUACUAUCGCUUCUCCAGCAGUGCCUGAACUCUGACACACUAACCUACCACCGCCUGUUCUCUCUCUUGGUUACCAACCGCUCGUUGGCCUCUCUCAGCCCCAAGGAUUUUCGUGUCAAGGUGCGGGCUCGAAACCUGCGGCAGGUUGACGACACCCUCGGAGCCCAGGCAGAACUCGUCCUCAUAGCAAUGUACCGAAGACAGCGCGACGCUACAAAUUGA
Molecule: messenger RNA, 675 nt
Organism: Phytophthora infestans T30-4
Lineage: Eukaryota; Oomycota; Peronosporomycetes; Peronosporales; Peronosporaceae
Exons: 3
Coding region: 1-675 (224 amino acids)
Source: RefSeq, a predicted model, not a curated record